AUGUCGCUGCCGUCCUGCGCUGGGGUCUCCGCCACCUCUCCGACCACACCCACCUUUGCUAACCUAGCAGACGACAUUAUGUCCUCCGCGUCUUCCGCCGUCGGUUCUAUCGACGACUUCAUGGCCCAGCACCAGCAGAAACAGCGAGAAGAGUCUUCAGCGACUCAGUCUAUGGACGGGAACACCCUCGACCCGUCUAACCCUCUCAACUUCCUCCUCCGAUCCGUCGGCACAUUUUCUAACACCGAUUCAUCGACUUCAUCGGUUGGUGGAGAAGACUCAUCAUCAUCGUUUGGCGGUGCGAGCCCCGCACCCCACUGGUCACAGUUCACGAACCUAUGGCCACAAGAUCCCUCAGCUCCCUCUGCCGGCGUCUCAGACUUGAAGUUCGACCCUUCAUCUAUGGACUUUGACUUUUCUCUGCCUAUGGAACUUGACUUCAACCCCGCCAUGGCCAUUGAGCCUUCUGCGCUUCACUUCGACACCACAAAUAUAUUACCGUCGAGUGACUCUACCACGAAUAUCUUCUCUCCACAUCAUAUUCCACGGCACUCGCAGUCUUCGGGUGACGACCUGAGCAGCAUGCCCUUCUCCGAAGACAUGAUGUUCACGCAGUUUAUGGACGGAAUGCUUCACCCGUCAUCUGCUAAUACACAUCCACUCGGAGAGAGGCGCAUGAGCAUCACUUCCUCCUCAUCGAGCUCCGGCGCUUCGCUCUCUCCCACAUUGGACCACAGCGCUGCCGUCCAGCCGAGCUCCAAUACCAAUAACUCAAUGGCGGACUCUCCACCGCAAAACGACCCCCUCAGUGAAGUGUUCGAUGCGAUGAUGAAUUCGGCAGUGGGCGAGGAACAGUUGGAGCAGAAGGUCGAUGGGACACUCGACCCUGCGGACGAGUUGGCGCAGAGAGUUAGGCAGACCGCUGGUGUUACGCUUGCUGUCCCUGUCGCAGGACAGGGCCAAUCCGUCCAGUCGUUCGGAGGUAUGCUCGACUUCCCCCAAACUCCCCAUCCCUCGAAACCCCUCAAACACAACCCUUCAAACAAUCUACCCCAACCUCCCACCUCCACCUCCAACACAUCCUCCAUCAGCGGCUCCUCGUCCCCACCCACCUCAGCCAACACCUUUCCUUCUGCGGCCUCCUCACCAAACUCCACGUCAAACCUCGUCUCUCUUCCCCCUUCUGAUCCCUCUUCCGCUAACGCCACUCUCGCUCCCGCGUCUACUUUGUCCGGUACAAGCGCUACUGCCAGUGCGGCUGCACCGGGCACGACGACGGUCAUAGGUGGCCGUCCGAAAACGAGCCAUACAACCAUCGAACGUCGAUAUCGCACUAAUCUUAAUACACGGAUUAUAUCGCUGAAGAACGCCGUGCCCGCGCUGAGAGUUCUGGAUCAGAAGAAGAAUAAGGACAAGUCCUCGGAUCUUAUUGAGGAUGGGCUGGAGGGUGGCGAGGAGGUGAAGGAGAAGGAUGUGGUGGAUGAGAGGGGCAUCGUGGAUGGUGUGAAGGUCGCGAGGAAGAUCAGUAAGGCGAAUGUCCUGGGGAAGGCGACGGAGUAUAUUCGUGUCUUGAAACGUCGCGAGCAACGUCUCAAGCAUGAACAACAAGGUCUCCACUCGCUCAUCUCCGGACUCGUCGGAGGUCCCGCUCUCCUGAAGGAAUGGGAGCGCGAAUGGACCGCCAAGUUCGCCGGACCGGAGCGCGACGAGCUCGAAUACGAGAACGCGAACGGACGUGGAGGUAUGAGCGACGAUGACGAUGCUGGGGACAGCGAUGAUGGGGAUGAAGAAGAGACAACGAGGGCGAGGAAGAAGCCGAAAGUCGUGAAGGAGAAGAAAGAGACUGUAAAGAAGGAGAAAGUCGGGAAGGAUAAGGUACCGACGACGUCGGCGGCGACAGGAACGGGACAGCCGGAGAAGAGGAAGAGGGGGAGGCCGAAGAAGAAUGUGGCGCCGGCAGUGGUGCAGAGCGAGUCGUUCGUGGCUCAGCAGCAACAGCAGAUCAUGUUUGAAAGUGGGACGGGGAACGUCGUCGUACCGCCUCAGGCCCAAGCACCGCAACAACCUCAACAACCACAAUACCUCCUCGCCGUCUUUGCGUUCUUCUCGUUCUUCAGCUCUCCCCUCACUUCGUCGACCUCAUUCGCCUCGACACAUCACACGCAUUCUGGCGUAGUUCUCAACUCGCCGUUCCCUGCGUCAGCCGUACACAUCCCUUCUCCGUCCUCGCCGACAGGGUCAGGCCUUGGAUUCGGAUGGCAAGAAUUCGUCCAGGUCUUCCAUCUCCUUGUCUCCGCCCUCUUCUUUUUCUCUAUCGUCUUGCCCUGGCUGCCCAGCUCAAUCCGGCGCUUCACCAAAUUCUUACCAUUCGGACCCGUUAUCCAUCAAGGCAAUGCGGACGCCACACUUCCCACGCCACCUCCCUCUCCCACCUCCUCCACCUCCUCCGUAUCGGAGUCAGAGUCAACGUCCAAAGCAGUGAAACGUCCCCGCUCCCUCUCCUUCCCUGGUACCGACACUUUCAACCGCAUCGCGUUCAUCGAUGCUCUCUCGCUCUCUUCUCGCGCUUCUCCUACAGCAGCUGACGAAGCUGCCCGUCUGCGCGAGGCUCUUGGUAUCAAGGAAGGCGUUCUAGGCUUUGUGGGCGCGUUGGGCGGGGGUGCGAUAGGAAAGAUUGUUCGUGCGGUGAGUGGUGGGGGUUUGAGUGGUAAGACGGGUAAGGGGAGGGGCAUCGAGAGGAUGCAGUUGGAGCAGAGGGCGUGGGUUCGGUUGGGCGAGUCGGUCGCGCUGGAACCCAAUACGCCAUUCGCCACCUGUCUCCUCACCUACUACGGCAUGACGACUCACACCUCCGCCUUCGCCGCUUCGACAAACGAUCUCAUCACACUCGCCCUCAUCGCCUACCCGCUCUCCAAAUCUCGAGCUCACAGCCUGUGGAACAAAGCUUCUUCCCGUGCGAAAGCGAAGACUAUCGUUGCUACUGCUGCUACUAGCAUAAGAGCUUAUGAGAGGUUAGUCGUGGGGAGCAUGGGGGUCGAGGAGGCGAGGGAGAGGAUCGCCGGGCUGAGGGUCGGACCUGCGACCUCGAACUCGAGUGUGUCGAAGGAUAUGGAUAAGGACAGGAUGAAGCUGGACAACGAGUUCGACGCUGUUCUCGGUGCGGACCGUGAGGCAAAGACGAGAAGGUCGCGGGUAAUGGUAACAGCAAUGGAGCCAGCUGGCUACGGCCACGGCUGA
Messenger RNA from Stereum hirsutum FP-91666 SS1, 3237 nucleotides. RefSeq lists its product as uncharacterized. The record is from RefSeq and is a predicted model, not a curated record. The transcript has 4 exons. Lineage: Eukaryota; Fungi; Basidiomycota; Agaricomycetes; Russulales; Stereaceae. Gene Ontology annotation, molecular function: protein dimerization activity. Bases 1 to 3237 code for a protein of 1078 amino acids.